AUGGCGGGUGCCACCUCCGCUCUGUUUCUUCUUGAUAUGAAAGGUCGAUGCCUUAUAAGUCGUGACUAUAGAGGCGAUGUUUCUGCCCAACAAGUCGAGAAAUUCUUUACUAAGCUCCUCGAGAAAGAGGAUGACUUAGAAUCUCAUGGACCAGUAUGCCACGAAAAUGGCGUGAACUACAUGUUUAUACAGCACAAGAACAUUUACUUGAUGGCAGCAUCGAGGCAGAACUCUAAUGCUGCUAGCCUCCUUUUCUUUCUACAUUGUGUAGCUGAUGUUUUUAAGCAUUAUUUUGAAGAACUAGAAGAGGAGUCUCUACGAGAUAACUUUGUUGUUGUGUAUGAAUUGCUUGAUGAAAUGAUGGAUUUUGGUUACCCUCAAUAUACGGAAGCUAAGAUUCUUAGUGAGUUUAUCAAGACGGAUGCAUACAGAAUGGAAGUCAACCAACACCCUCCAAUGGCUGUGACAAAUGCAGUUUCUUGGCGUAGUGAGGGUGUAUUUUAUAAGAAUAAUGAAGUUUAUUUGGAUGUCGUUGAACAUGUUAAUCUCCUUGUCAACAGCAACGGCCAAUUAAUGCGUUCUGAAGUUAAUGGGGCGUUAAAGAUGAGAGCUUAUUUGAGUGGCAUGCCUGAGUGCAAGCUUGGGCUUAACGACAAAGUACUAUUGGAGGCUCAAGGUCGACCUACCAAAGGCAAAUCCAUUGAUUUGGAUGAUAUCAAGUUUCACCAGUGUGUACGUCUGGCUAGGUUUGAAAAUGAUCGCACAAUAUCCUUUAUACCUCCUGAUGGAUCAUUUGAUCUGAUGACUUAUAGACUUAGUACUCAGGUGAAGCCACUGAUUUGGGUGGAAGCUCAAGUUGAAAGGCAUUCAAGAAGCCGCGUUGAAAUGUCUGUCAAGGCUAGAAGCCAAUUUAAAGAGCGAAGCACUGCUACGAAUGUUGAAAUCGAGUUGCCUGUGCCAGCUGAUGCAAUGAGUCCCAACAUACGAACAUCGAUGGGAUAUGCUACGUAUGCUCCUGAGAGAGAUGCAGUGGUAUGGAAAAUCAAGUCAUUCCCGGGUAAUAAGGAUUAUAUGCUGAGGGCAGAGUUUAGACUUCCAAGUGUGAUAUCUGAAGACACACCUCCUGAUAGAAAAGCUCCAAUCCGCGUUAAGUUUGAGAUACCAUAUUUUACAGUCUCGGGAAUUCAGGUUCGUUAUCUCAAAAUCAUUGAAAAAAGUGGAUAUCAAGCUCUUCCAUGGGUGAGGUACAUAACAAUGGCUGGUGAAUAUGAACUAAGGCUUAUAUGAGCAGGACUAUCUUUGGAUUCAGGGUGCAGCCUCAUCACAAUGUGGAUCCUUUCUUCUUCGUACUUGGUUUUGAGCAAUGUAACAAUGUAUAGUUUUAGUGAUGUCUGCUCUUAAGGUCUCUUCACUAUUCCUUUUCCUCAAAAUGGUCUAAGAUGCAGCAAGAACAGCACAUGAAUCUUACUUCGAAAACAUAGAGAAAAAGUAAAGGGCCAUUCUUAAGGGAUUUUGCCUUAUUAUGAUUGAUAGAUAUUGAAUAAUCACACGGUGAUGU
Molecule: messenger RNA, 1558 nt
Organism: Solanum dulcamara
Lineage: Eukaryota; Viridiplantae; Streptophyta; Magnoliopsida; Solanales; Solanaceae
Product: AP-1 complex subunit mu-2-like
Exons: 12
Coding region: 1-1287 (428 amino acids)
Biological process (GO): intracellular protein transport; vesicle-mediated transport
Cellular component (GO): clathrin adaptor complex; cytoplasmic vesicle
Source: RefSeq, a predicted model, not a curated record